Molecule: messenger RNA, 180 nt
Organism: Colletotrichum destructivum
Lineage: Eukaryota; Fungi; Ascomycota; Sordariomycetes; Glomerellales; Glomerellaceae
Exons: 1
Coding region: 1-180 (59 amino acids)
Source: RefSeq, a predicted model, not a curated record
AUGGCCUCUUCCACCUACGAAGUCUGGGACGCGAAAUAUAACCGACCAACUGUAGGCGGAAAAGUCACCAAUCCCACAACUGGACAAGUGGAGGAUGCAGGGCCCAUGUUUGUUGCAGGUCCACCGAGCAUCCAGGCCAUAUGGUUCAACGUGGCGUCAUCGACUUCGUCCAUGGGGUAG